CAAGGCGAGACGAGAGGAUAAUGGUCGGUCUGUCUGUCUGAGGCCUGAGGCAUGGCAGCCGCUCCUUGUUGUCCGGGCACACCCGCACGGGGGCCUUCUCCUUCUUCCUCCUGCAGGAUCCUCCAAGCAACAGUAGUAUCCAGCCGCACCACGCAUCGUCGGGUGGCUGCCCUGCCGGAGACGGCUGCAGCGUGCGUGGCCGCGGCGGGCCUGGUGGGAGUCGCCGCAACCUUCCUGGUAGGCAGGGCGAGGCCGGCAGCUGCACCACGACGAGAGGAGGAGGAGGAGGAGGAGUGCUCGGACUGCGGCGGGACGGGGCUGUGCCCGCGGUGCAAAGGGGAGGGGUUCGUCUUCAAGCAGCUGCCGGAGGAGGCGGCCAGCAGGGCCCGGAAGGCGGCCAAGAACAUGGCCACCAGAUACACUGCAGGGCUGCCGACCAAGUGGACCUACUGCAACCGGUGCUCCUCCACUCGCUCCUGCACAACCUGCGGCGGCUCCGGCGCAAUCAUCGCUACCACCAAAACUACCAACUAACAACAGUAGGAGUACAGUAAUAAUCAUUAAGCUAUCUAUGCCUGCAGUGCCUUUUUUCACUAGUGUGUGGUGUUACAGUUUACGCAGACAAGUUUCUGAAUUGAAUCACAAGAUGAUCAAUGUCAUAUGACAUACCUCUCAUUUCGUUCGUCUAUGCAUUUUUUUUAUUGUUUGAAGGGGCCGGGCAGUCUAUGCACAUAUGAGUCCGACACGCAUCAAAUAUCAAUUUUCU
Messenger RNA from Oryza brachyantha (malo sina), 766 nucleotides. RefSeq lists its product as uncharacterized. The record is from RefSeq and is a predicted model, not a curated record. The transcript has 2 exons. The coding region runs from base 52 to 534 and encodes 160 amino acids. NCBI's taxonomy places the organism in Eukaryota, Viridiplantae, Streptophyta, Magnoliopsida, Poales, Poaceae.